Canariomyces notabilis is the source of this 2478-nucleotide messenger RNA. RefSeq lists its product as uncharacterized. The coding region runs from base 1 to 2478 and encodes 825 amino acids. Gene Ontology annotation, molecular function: calcium ion binding. Gene Ontology annotation, cellular component: membrane. The transcript has a single exon. The record is from RefSeq and is a predicted model, not a curated record. NCBI's taxonomy places the organism in Eukaryota, Fungi, Ascomycota, Sordariomycetes, Sordariales, Chaetomiaceae.
AUGGCCUCACAGGCCGUUACCUGGACGGCACUCCUUCUCGCUGGCAUCUCAAUGGCCUCCCCAAUCGUUUACUUUCCCAUAAAUUCCCAGGUCCCUCCCGUCGCCCGGGUUGGGCAAUUCUUUUCCUUCGUAUUCUCCCCGUCGACCUUCUCCUCAACGUCGAAAAUCACCUAUCACCUCGCCCAGCAUCCAUCCUGGCUUUCGAUCGACAGCGAUGCCCGGCGAUUGUUUGGAACUCCCAGCGAUAAGGACGUCGUGCCGGGACUUGUGGUGGGUGUGCCUCUGAGUCUCGUCGCGAGUGAUGCUGCCGGUUCGACAUUGCUACCUGCCACGCUCGUCGUAUCGCGGAAUCCGGGACCGACAGUCGAGAUACCAUUCGAAGAGCAAGUUCCCGAUUUUGGCAUGUUUUCCACUCCAUCCUCUCUGCUAUCAGCGCCGGAAAAGGACUUCUCGUUUGCGUUGGAACCGGCAACGUUCUCGACCACUUCUGACAUCCCAUUGAGCUACUACGCUACCAUGGCCGACAACACGCCACUCCCGGCCUGGAUAUCCUUUGAUCCCAGCAACCUCUCCUUUGCGGGCCGAACACCACCCUCAGGUUCUCUAGUUCAGCCGCCGCAGAGCUUUUCGAUCCGGCUUGUCGCAAGCGACGUUGCCGGCUUCGCAGGGGCGUCUCUGGUUUUCGACAUUGUUGUUGGCACCCACUGUCUCGUUGCGGACUAUACUACAAUAAUCCUGAGGGCUGUUCCGGGAAUCUCGGUGCUUUACUCUACAUUAAGAGACACUGUCAGCGUCGACGGCAAACCAGCCAUCCCCGAGACCGUCGUUAUCGCCUCUACAUCGAACGUUCCGCCAUGGCUGACGGUAGACAAAACUACUUGGAUUAUAAGUGGCAUGCCGCCUGAAGCCGUUACCUCCAGCAAAUUCACCAUCACGCUGCGGGAUGACUUCACCAACACGCUAAACCUGACCGUUGCGGUAGAGGUGGCAGGAGAUCUGACUUACCAAGCGAACGUCUUCAAUGAUAGCUUGCCCAGCCUCACCAUUAUCCCCGGCAGGCGCUUCUCAUUCGAUUUUCAACCGUAUUUGGUGGACUCUCAGAGGACGGAGCUUUCUGUUGUGACAAACUCCUCUUACCCUUGGAUCAGAUUUGAAUCUAGCACCGUCACCCUGUUCGGGGAGACCCCCCGGAGUCUUCCACACUCCAUCAUCGACAUUGAAGUGAAUGCCAGGCCAAAGGAUUCCAACAAAGUGGUUUCCACAACAUUGAGGAUCCGUGUCCAAGCUGGAUCGGAAGACACCCCGAGCGCACAUCCUACAGAAUCUCCAGGGGAGCAGUUAUCGUUGGCGGGCGACGGACUCGAGUACGGGCAGUUCAAUGUCGUGUUAUUCGCCGUACUAUUUCCAGUUCUCCUUCUGCUUGUUGCCGCCGCAUGCCCACUCUUUUGGUGGUUCCGUCGGCGAAAGGAGCGCCAAAUCUCCAGGUUCACAAUCGUCGAUGUGUCAGGACUUCCUGCCAGUCCGGAAGGUCCCCGGCCCCCUCCAGCGACCAGCAAAUGCUCCGAGGAGGAUCUCUCGUCAAACGAUACUUUGAUCUCGGAACAGCUGAACUAUGUCAGUCUACGUAACGCAUUCACAAAUCGAAGGAGCCUGCCUCAGACCCAGGCAAAAGUUUGGCUGCUGUCUCCGACCAGCACCCGCUCAAGAGCUGCCGACGGACAACAAGGCGGCAGUUCAUCUCCGGUGCGUAGUGCAAGUGUUGGCCGUGCACGGCCGAGGCCGCGACUCAAGAUCAGUAGCUCCCUGAGUUCCAUCACCGAGACAAGCGUGGAUGACGAGGGUGACGGGUCUUCCGGUGAGCGCACUCUCCGAUCCCGCAGCAACGAUAGCGACAUGUCGUCCAGAGACUACAUUGAAGGCAGUAUACCGCAAAUGCCACGAUUCUCUGGGUCGAUGUACAUUGACGAAACUCCCCGGCCGUGCGAUAGCAUGGAGACAUCCACCCAACAGGCUUCCUCCUUUCCUGUGGCCGAUUUGGAUCCCGAGGAGCCUCCCUUGAGAGCGAAAUCCAGACUACCUUACCAUCCGCCUGCUUCAGCACCCGGUCGAUUUGCCUGGUCCUGGCUCACCAGAAAGAACAUAACGAAGGGACAGUGGAGAAUCAGCCACAUGAUGACGAAGUGGAGCAAGAAAUCAAUAACCACUACGGGCGGCACCCUGGCGACGUCAGCCAGCGGGCAAUCAGGCAAGGCGAGUGAGCUCACGGCGCCGGAGUUAUCUUCGAUGCCUGGCUCAACAUGUCCCUCUAGCCGGCCAGCCACGCUAUGUGAGGGGGCAAGCAGCGACUUGGAGGACCAGAGACAGGAUUCCGUCGGCACUGAUAGCAGCAGAAGGCCAAACUUCACCACCCCGGCGCCGAGCCUAGCUUCGAGUAAGGGGCAGAGCAGCACCUCCGGAACCGUCCUGGGCGUUUCGUAG